This is a messenger RNA of Hyla sarda, 6606 nucleotides long. It is a transcript of the gene NTSR1, whose product is annotated as neurotensin receptor 1. Bases 1271 to 2506 code for a protein of 411 amino acids. Gene Ontology annotation, cellular component: plasma membrane. Gene Ontology annotation, biological process: neuropeptide signaling pathway. Gene Ontology annotation, molecular function: G protein-coupled neurotensin receptor activity. The transcript has 4 exons. The record is from RefSeq and is a predicted model, not a curated record. Lineage: Eukaryota; Metazoa; Chordata; Amphibia; Anura; Hylidae.
UGCUGUACAGAUAGAGAUUAGGAAACUGAGGAGACGGAGGUAAAGAAUGAGAGAAGGAGAGUGAAGAGAGAACAGACAGAAAAUCACUGAGGAAGGAGGGAGACGGCAGAGGAGCAGAUAGACUGCAGAGGGAAGCAGAGAGAACUCGCUCCACCGGAGAAGAGACAGCUCAGAGAGGGGAGGGGAGCGGAGACUGCUGAGGGGCUGAGAGGGGCAGGUUCUGGGAAUGAAAGGAUUAACAAGACGGUUAUGGCUGUAGGGAGGGACAGAGGGGAGAAGGAGAAGAUUUAGGGUCUGUUCACACCAAGUCCUCUCUGAUGUUCUUCACUUAUCUGGAGGUAGCUGAGACCAGUAUCCCCUGCCUGCUGACGGUCAGUCCUUGUGAAGGCUUCCCUGCAUUCUGGUUGUCAAAUGUGUAGGUUUCCUGAAUCCUGAGAGUCAUCCCUUAUGAAGGUUCCCCUGCCUGCUGGUGGUCAUCCCAAGUUAAGGUUCUCCUGUCUGCUGGUGGUCAUCCCAAGUGAAUGUUCCCCUGCCUGCUGGUGGUCAUCCCAAGUGAAGGUUCUCCUGCUUGCUGGUGGUCAUCCCAAGUGAAGGUUCUCCUGCUUGCUGGUGGUCAUCCCAAGUGAAGGUUCCCCUGCCUGCUGGUGGUCAUCCCAAGUAAAGGUUCUCCUGCCUGCUGGUGGUCAUCCCAAGUAAAGGUUCUCCUGCCUGCUGGUGGUCAUCCCAAGUAAAGGUUCUCCUGCCUGCUGGUGGUCAUCCCAAGUAAAGGUUCUCCUGCCUGCUGGUGGUCAUCCCAAGUAAAGGUUCUCCUGCCUGCUGGUGGUCAUCCCAAGUGAAGGUUCUCCUGCCUGCUGGAGGUCAUCCCAAGUGAAGGUUCCCCUGCCUUCUGGUGGUCAUCCCAAGUGAAGGUUCCCCUGCCUGCUGGUGGUCAUCCCAAGUGAAGGUUCCCCUGCCUGCUGGUGGUCAUCCCAAAUGAAGGUUCCCCUGCCUGCUGGUGGUCAUCCCAAGUGAAGGUUCCCCUGCCUGCUGGUGGUCAUCCCAAGUAAAGGUUCUCCUGCCUGCUGGUGGUCAUCCCAAGUAAAGGUUCUCCUGCCUACUGGUGGUCAUCCCAAGUAAAGGUUCUCCUGCCUGCUGGAGGUCAUCCCAAGUGAAGGUUCCCCUGCCUGCUGAUGGUCAUCCCAAGUAAAAGUACUGGUCCAGACUCUGGAUCUCCUCUCCACACUUAAGCAAGCUAGGUGCAGUUAAGUUGGACCUGUUACAUCCAGGCAUCAUGCACUUGAACGCAACUCUCCAGGUUCCUCUGGCGGAUGGGGUGCAGUCUCUUCAGGCUCAGGACUAUGUGGUGCCCACCACGAUGGACAUGAACAUCACCAAUGUCAGCACCCAGCAUAUCAUGGCUGAGAGUGACCUGGAUGUCAACACAGACAUUUUCUCCAAGAUCGUUGUGACCAUUAUAUACCUGUUCCUCUUUGUGGUCGGCUGCACUGGCAACACAAUCACAGCCUACACUCUGGUGAGGAAGAAGUCCUUGCAGAACUUGCAGAGCACUGUCCACUACCACCUGGCCAGCCUGGCACUCUCCGACCUCCUCAUACUACUCCUCAGCAUGCCCAUUGAACUGUACAACUUCAUCUGGGUCCACCAUCCCUGGGCUUUUGGCAACACAGUGUGUAAGGGCUACUACUUCCUCAGAGACGCCUGCACCUAUGCCACUGCCCUGAACAUUGCCAGCCUCAGUGUGGAAAGGUACAUGGCUAUCUGCCACCCCUUCAAAGCCAAAAGUAUCAUGUCCAGGAGCCGGACUAAGAAGCUCAUUUCUUUCAUUUGGCUGGCCUCGCUUCUACUGGCCACCCCCAUGAUAUUCACCAUGGGGGAAAUCUAUGGCUUAGGGGUCGUGGACCCAGACGACCUCAUCUGUACCAGGAUUGUGGAAAUGUCUUCAUUCAAGACUGUCAUUCAGGUUAACACCUUCCUCUCCUUUGUGUUUCCGAUGGUUGUUAUCUCCGUCCUGAACACCAUCAUAGCCAACCAGCUCAUUAUUAUGGUGAAACAGGCACAUCAAGAAAACCAAGUGUGCACCAUCGGGGGCCAGCCGACUGUCCUCAGCAUGUCCAUGGAGCCCAGCCGCAUACAGUCCCUAAAGCACGGCGUUGGAGUCCUGCGUGUCGUGGUCAUUGCCUUUGUCGUUUGCUGGCUCCCAUAUCACGUGAGGCGCCUCAUGUUUUGCUACGUACCAGAAGAGCUUUGGACAGCUGAACUUCACGACUUCUACCACUACUUCUACAUGCUCACCAAUGUCCUUUUCUAUGUGAGCUCCACCAUCAACCCAAUACUCUACAACUUGGUGUCUGCAAACUUUCGACAGAUAUUUGUUUCCACCCUCAGUUUUUUAUGCCCACCAUGGAGAAGAAAGAAAAAGCACCCUGGUUUUACCAGGAAAUACAACAGCAUCUCAAGCACCAACCACACAUUCUCCACCCAGAUCACCAGGGAGACUCCAUACUGAAGACAAAGGAAAGACGUCAUCCAGAACUUCCAUAACUUUGCCUCAUAAGAUCUUCUUCAAGUCUGUGGUUCUCAUUAUUGAGAGUGUCUGGUGCAUUAGUUGCCGAAACAUAAACCUUUCUCAUUUCUCUUCAAAUUAUACAUUUAAUCCUUUGCACAAAACUGCAGCCUGCAGAAGCCAUGAUGUCCCGACAGUCCUCCACUGACCCGUGGAUGCAUGAAAUAUAAAUAUAAGACACUUAACAGUGAUUUUUAAGACAAAUAUUGCACUGGUCAUUAUGAAGAUGGUGGAUGUUCUAUUCUUAUUAUAUAUUGUUGUUUACAUUGAGUUGGGGUUAUCGCAUAUGAAAAGAUGCUCUAAACAGAGCUUUCCCACAAGACAGAGACUAUUGACUUUCUUCUCAUGUUUGUUCAUUUUAUAACUAUUCAAGAUGGUUGGAACUAUGAUACAGAUACAGUAAUUGUAUUUUACCAUUGAUAUUGGUGACAACCAAUAUGGCUGCCAUUUCAGCUUCCAAAAGGGUUACCUUACAGUUUUUCAAGUCUCCCAAAGGGGAAGGGGGUUGGUGUAGUAUUAAAUGCUUACCAUGUAACACAUGAGCAUAAGUCAGGGUCCUGGGACCCAUUGACAAGCCCCCAACAAUGACAUGCCAGUAAAAGUCCAGAUUUUUUCACAGGGACAAAGAGGCCUUUAACCCCUCAGACAGGGCUUUGGUACGACUGCAACCUUGAAACCUCUUCUAUAUACACCCAUGAUGAGCCAGCUAGUAGCUCUGGCUUAGAUUAUCCUGAGCAGGGCCUUUUAUUUAAGUCCAUAUGCCAGAAUAGCGCAUAAGGGUUCUCUUAAACCUCUUUCACUAAGCAUUGUUGGCUCUAGAAAAGCUUAUUGUCAAUUAUAUUGGGGCUGGAUUAGGGUUGGCACCUUCCCUGGAACUUUAUGUAGUCCCAGCAAUGAUAUGGUGAUAUUUAGUAGUGUUGAACUUUUUGACAUGUUCCAUAUUGAGCCAGGGAUGUUUAGGAGGGGGGGGGGGGGGGGCUGAUAACAAUUUUUUUUGUUGUUUUAUUCAGUAGCCCAAAGGUUUCAAAAUGUUUUUAUUUUUUUUCAUGUGCCAAACAAUUCAGGGUGAAGGUGGGAGGUGAAUACAUUUUUUGUGUAUUAUUUGACAAAACUUUUUAGAAUGUGCCAUAUCGACCCAGGAAUGGAGGAGGAGAGAGGAGAUAGGGAGAAAAAGAUACACAGAGUGCGCUCCUAGUGAAGACCGCUUUGGUGGAAGGCAAAAAAUGAGUAAUAUAGGGUCCAUACCCUUAGGUGUUGCGCUAAGGUCACAACACCUACAGUGGCUUGUGGAAGCAAAUUUGCAGGAUGGCCGCCAAGGGGAACUCCUGGAGAUGACGUCAGUCGGUCUGGUGUGGAUACAUGGCAGUAUAAAGUGGAAAAGCCACUGGUCCCGCUGAUUAAGAUAUGUAUCCUUUUUGCUAAGAAAUAAAGUAUACAUAUCUUAAUCAGCGGGACCAGCGCCUUUAUUCCAGGGGAACACUUUUCCACUUUCUACUGCCAUGGAGGAGGAGAGGGGAAUUGUUUGUACAUUAUUUAUGAAGCUUUUAUGUUGUAGUUGAGUGUAGUGAAGUAAACCAAAAAGGACUGUGUGUUUCUAAACCUGAGAAAGCCGCAGGCAAAGAUGUUCUGUCAGUAACACACGGACAGAUGGUGAUAGGGAUCUGCUGUAUUUGCCGUACCAAACCAUCCAUUACAGUGAAUGUCAAGACUUCAUAAAUAACAGCUGACGGAGUAAGAGAGGGACCGCUGAUCUGCACCCUCCUGCAUCCACUCUGCAAAUACUAGCGGAAAAAUCCAUUUUGAUACAGUAAACAGCAAGCAUAAGAGCAGAAGGACAAGAACACAAAUAGUUUUGGGGGAGGGGGUGUACCAAGGCAAAUAUCAGUGUAAGGUAUCCUUUAUUAUUGCAUAUUGUAAGUGGUGAUGAUAAUCUCAUGCUUUAUGACAGCGACCUCCCACCUGUGGCUCCCACACUGUUGCAAAACUACAACUCCCAACAUGGGGAACAGAUCCAGCCUCAUGUUCGACCUGUGCAAGCCACUUAGCUAGAGCAUUUAAGUGAACACAGGAAACGCAGCUUUAGGGAAAGGUCACAUUAGGGUAAGGAUGUACAGUUUGCAGUAUGUGGAUCUGCACGAGUAUUAGCUCCAUCGUCAAUCAGUGGGGAUAACUCUGCUUUUCUACGCGAAAUCUGUAGCAAUAUGAAGCAUGCUACUUUUUUUUGUAGUUGAUUGACUGCAAUACUUAAGCCCCACCCCUGAGGAGCCUGGGAAUGCCCAUAAAAUGGCUAUGCUUGGGAAUUUUAUAAACACCAUUUUAUCACCCAGGCAACAUGAUUGUCCCAGCAAAGUUGGGAGAGAUAGCAAUCAUGUAUGCUUCCCUCCUGACCAAACAAAAAGGCAAUUGUAUGACAAAUGAGGGGGGGGGGGGGGGGGAGUAUGCAUGAGUUCUGCCACGCCACCUAAGGUUAGCCCUGCCUAGUUGUAGUUUUGCAAAAGAUUGCCUAAAGGUUAGAGGCCAGUGCUUUUUGGUAUGUCUACCUACCUCCUGCUUUAACCAGCAUGUACCCUUCAUGUGAAUAUUGAAAGAAGUGGCAUAAGCUUAAAGUUGGCUGGAAAGAUGAGAUAUUUUUAUUUUUAACCCCCCCACCCCAGUUACCCCUGACUUAUAGUGUAACACCAAUGCCAUUUGCUGUUAACAGUUGUGAAAGAUAAGCUUAAAGUGUAAUUCCAGACAAAGAUAUAAAACUCCUACUACAGUGAGAAGUGUAACAUCAGUUUCAUUCAUGUCACUGGGGCCAGUAAUAUAGUAGUCAUGUUCUUGUCACUAGGGGGGCAAUAUUAUAGUAUUUUAUCCUUGUUUGUAGGGGGCAGUAUUCUUGGGAUUAUAUUCUUGUACAUAGGAGACAGUAUUAUAGUAGUUAUAUUCGUGUGUGUGUGUGUAUAUAUACAUUCAGUAUUACAGUAGGUAUAUUGUUGUACAUAGAGAGCAGUAUUAUAUUAGUUAUAUUUUGUAUAUAGGUGCAGUAUUAUACUAUUUUUAUUCUUGUACAUAGGGGGUAGUAUUAUAUUAGUUAUAUUCUUGUACAUAAGGGCACUAUUAUAGUAGUUAUACAGUAUUCUAGCAGAGAGCAGGUAGUAUUAUAUUGUAGAUAUGUUUUGUACAUAGGGAGAAAUAUUAUAGUAGUUAUAUUCCUGUACAUGGAGGCAGUAUUAUAGUAGUUAUAUUCUUGUACACAGGGGCAGUAUUAUAAUAGUUAUAUUCUUGUACAUAGGGGGGCAGUAUUAUAGUAGUUAUAUUCUUGUACACAGGGGCAGUAUUAUAGUAGUUAUAUUCUUGUACAUAGGGGGGCAGUAUUAUAGUAGUUAUAUUCUUGCGCACAGGAGGCAGUAUUAUAUUAUUUUAUACUUGCUUAAGGGGUAAAGGAAUGACAUUGACACUUAAACACAAAUUUAACAUAAAAAGGGGGGGGAAAAAUCACUGAUAAUCUCUGGAAUUGCACUUUAAGCAUUUUCCCAAACGAUGAUUAUUAUAUUUCAUUUGAUAUUGGGAUAUUAAUAACAUACGUAUCAGUUUAAGCUAUGGUAAGAUUUUUGUUUCAGGCCUAUUUGGGGUUAUUCCUUUUUUUUUUUUACAUCUUCAUUUAGCUGUGGAAUUGAGAAGACUCACAUUGGGAAUGGAUGGAGAAGAGCCUAAAAUAAUGAGUUGUGGUGUCUGGUAAACUUGUCAUUACAAGGAGCGAGCGAUUUAACCAAUACAGAUUUGUCUUGACUACUGAUUUCCAUAGUGGUUAUCUGGGCCUGGCGCUCUCUGGUUAUGCCUCCACUGUACAGAUCCAACCCUGUAAUCAUAUGAUAUUUAUAUAUAUAUAUAUAGUUGUGAUCCUCCGUGUUCUAUUGUCUGUGACUUUUGCUUGCAUUUUAAUACUUGCACUUUAUUCUUUUACCUGUCCUCUUAUUUAUGUCAGAACCGGUUAGUCUUGCUGUUGUUAAAUAUGUAUGUUCAGCGUCCUGUCUAAUAAACGGGAGAUGUUUGUAAAGGAA